CUCACGCGCACGAAUGGUUAAAGUAAAAAAGAAAAAAAAAAAGGGUGUGAGGCUCGAGCCCGCCAGCCAGGCCUCUAGCACCUAGCGCGCGCCCUCAGCGAAGACCCGCGCGAGCUGCCCUGUACUGUGCCUGCGCUGUUUGAAACUGCAGAACCCGUUAGGAUCUUGGGAAAACUACCGUUUCAGCUGACUCCGGAGCUCAUGCGAACCAGGGUGGCGGGGCGAGUGGCGGUCACGAGGCGGCUCUCGCCUUUCGUGGCUCUGCAGCGUGGAGAUUAGAACCGGCAUUUUCGAAAGACGCCGCCUUCAGUAGUAGCGCUGGCGCGGGCGUAGGCUAAACACGGGGGUCCUGAGACGGAGGAAAACGCGCCAAGUUCCCCUCGGUGGUAGAGUGUGAGAGACCCUAGCUGUUCAGGCUCAUCGCAAGAGGGGCCGCUUAGUCCUGCGCUCAUUUUUCCCGGGGCGGGCGCUAGCGGCCGCCGCUCCGGGAAUGUAGUUGGUGGCGGUGCACGGCAGGAGCGAGUGGCGGCCCGGGUUCCCGCUCUUGAGAGCGGAUGGUCACUCCCCUGCGGGGAGGGCGAUCCGGCCAGCUUUUUCUCGGGUCGGGGACCCGGGCUCGCAGCCGGGACUCACCUGUCGCUCCCACACCCGUCCCUAUUGGACUAGCCGGCGUCACCGCCGCGGAUCUCGCUUUGGGCCAUGACUAGAUAUAACUGGUGAUUACAACUUGCCUCCAUAAACUUAAUUCCUGUCAACUUCUUGGGAUUUUAAGAGAAAAUGCCUGGUGUCAUACCAAGUGAAAAUAAUGGACUUUCAAGAGGAGGUAGUCCAUCAAAGAAGAACAGACUUUCCCUGAAGUUUUUUCAGAAAAAGGAAACUAAGAGAGCCUUGGAUUUCACAGAGCCUCAAGAAAAUGAAGAGAAAGUUUCCGAAUAUAGUGGAUCUGAAAUUGAUCAAGUUGUUCCUGCAGCACAGUCCUCACCUAUAAGCUGUGAGAAGAAAGAAAACUUGCUACCGUUUGUGGGAUUGAAUAAUCUUGGCAAUACUUGUUACCUUAAUAGUAUACUUCAGGUAUUAUAUUUUUGUCCUGGUUUUAAAUCUGGAGUGAAGCACUUAUUUAAUGUUAUUUCAAGGAAGAAAGAAGUACUAAAGGAUGAAGCCAGUCAAAAAGAUAAGGGAAAUUGCAAAGAAGAUUCUUUGGCAAGUUAUGAACUAAUAUGCAGUUUACAGUCCUUAAUCAUUUCAGUUGAACAGCUUCAGGCUAGUUUUCUCUUAAAUCCAGAGAAAUAUACUGACGAACUUGCUACUCAGCCAAGACGACUGCUUAACACACUCAGGGAACUCAACCCUAUGUAUGAAGGAUAUCUACAGCAUGAUGCACAGGAAGUAUUACAGUGUAUUUUGGGAAACAUUCAAGAAACAUGCCAACUCCUAAAAAAAGAAGAAAUGAAAAAUGUGGCAGAAUUAUCCACUAAGGUAGAAGAAAAACCCCAUCAGAAAGAGGAAACAAGUGGUAUUAACACAGAAAUGGACGAUUCGACGCAUUCUGAAGAAUAUAAAGGAAAACUUCCAAAAGGGAAUGCAAAAAGAAAAAGUGACACUGAAUUUGGUAACAUGAAGAAAAAAGCUAAAGUAUUCAAGGAUUAUCAGUCAUUGGAAGAGAACCAGAGACAAACUAGAUCCAAAAGGAAAGCUACAGGUGAUACAUUAGAAAUUCCUGCAAAAAUAAUCCCCAAGUAUGUUUGUGAAAAUGAGAGUGCAAGGCCCUCACAAAAGAAAUCGAGAGUUAAAAUAAACUGGUUAAAGUCUGCAACUAAGCAACCCAGCAUUCUUUCCAAAUUCUGUAGUCUGGGGAAAAUAACAACAAACCAGGGAUCCAAAGGCCACUGUAAAGAAAAUGAAUAUGAUCUUCAAGGGAAUAGUGAGAAGUGUGCAAGUGAUAAUCACACUUUAAAGGUUAAUGGUUGUGGACUUGACUCUCCAGGGAAUAAUGUCAAACCCAUUAACGUUAAUGAAGAUAAGGCCAUAAACAAAGGUGCGGAGCAAAUUGGUUUUGAGCUUGUGGAGAAAUUAUUUCAAGGUCAGCUGGUAUUAAGGACUCGGUGCUUGGAAUGUGAAAGUUUAACAGAGAGAAGAGAAAAUUUUCAGGACAUCAGUGUGCCAGUACAAGAAGAUGAGCUUUCCAAAGUAGAGGAGAGUUCUGAAAUUUCUCCAGAACCAAAAACAGAAAUGAAGACCCUGAGAUGGGCAAUUUCACAAUUUGCUUCAGUGGAGAGGAUUGUAGGGGAAGACAAAUAUUUCUGUGAAAAUUGCCAUCAUUAUACUGAAGCUGAACGAAGUCUUUUGUUUGACAAAAUGCCUGAAGUUAUUACUAUUCACUUGAAGUGCUUUGCUGCUAGUGGCUUGGAGUUUGAUUGUUAUGGUGGUGGACUUUCCAAGAUCAACACUCCUUUGUUGACACCCCUUCAUUUGUCACUGGAAGAAUGGAGCACAAAGCCAACCAACGACAGCUAUGGAUUAUUUGCAGUUGUGAUGCACAGUGGUAUCACUAUUAGUAGUGGGCAUUACACUGCUUCUGUUAAGGUAACUGACCUUAACAGUUUAGGACUAGAUAAAGGAAAUUUUAUCGUAGCCCAAAUGUGUGACAUAAGUAAGGCAGAACCAUUGAAUGAGGAGGAAGCAAGGGGUGUGGUUGAAAAUUGUGAUGAUGAAGAAGUAUCUAUUAGAGUCAGUGGAAAUACACAGCCAAGUAAAGUUCUAAACAAAAAAAAUGUGGAAGCUGUUGGACUUCUUGGAGGACAAAAGAGCAAAGCAGAUUAUGAAUUAUACAACAAAGCAUCUAAUCCUGAUAAGGUUGCUGGUAUAGCAUUUGUUGAAAGUCGAAAUUCUGAGAAUAACAGUAGUAAUGGGACCCAUGAAUCUGAUAGCAACAAGGAGUCCAGUGAACAAACAGGCAUUAACAUUAGUGGAUUCGAGAAUAAAAUUUCAUACGUAGUGCAAAGCUUAAAGGAGUAUGAGGGAAAGUGGUUGCUAUUUGAUGAUUCUGAAGUGAAAGUUACAGAAGAGAAAGACUUCUUAAAUUCUCUUUCCCCUUCCACAUCUCCUACAUCUACUCCUUACUUGUUAUUUUAUAAGAAAUUAUAG
Molecule: messenger RNA, 3144 nt
Organism: Chrysochloris asiatica (Cape golden mole)
Lineage: Eukaryota; Metazoa; Chordata; Mammalia; Afrosoricida; Chrysochloridae
Gene: USP1
Product: ubiquitin specific peptidase 1
Exons: 9
Coding region: 778-3144 (788 amino acids)
Biological process (GO): protein deubiquitination; regulation of DNA repair
Cellular component (GO): cytosol; nucleus
Molecular function (GO): cysteine-type endopeptidase activity; cysteine-type deubiquitinase activity
Source: RefSeq, a predicted model, not a curated record